Messenger RNA from Osmia bicornis bicornis, 3485 nucleotides. RefSeq lists its product as uncharacterized. NCBI's taxonomy places the organism in Eukaryota, Metazoa, Arthropoda, Insecta, Hymenoptera, Megachilidae. The transcript is spliced from 6 exons. The record is from RefSeq and is a predicted model, not a curated record. Gene Ontology annotation, biological process: signal transduction. Bases 152 to 3163 code for a protein of 1003 amino acids.
UGUAUGUCAGUUAAUGAUAGAUUUGAUACUGAUUUGUGUUUGAUUACAUUUGAUUAUAACAUGAGAACUUUGUUAUAUCUUUUUGUAGUUUACAGACAGAGAAUUUUGUUAUAAUUUAUGACUGAACAGUUUAUAUUUUCAAAGUAAAAACAUGUUGAUUUACGAUGUUUUACAUAAAGAAACUGUAUAUCAUUCAAUCGUUAGCGACCUCCGUAACUAUGGGGUUAAAUACCGAUUUAAAAAGAGUAUGUUUAAAACUGAAAUACUGGAGGGAACUAAACAAAUUUCGAAAAAAGUUUUUAAGACUUCUUUAUCCUAUCAACCAUUAGAUGUUGUGAAUUUAUCUUCGGGUGGUAUUGUUCACGUACCCGUUUUUAUUAGUCAAGCAACUGCAUUUUUAGAAAAAUAUAUUACUCAAGAAGGGUUGUUCAGGAAAGCAGGAUCUCAACUAAGACAAAAAGAAUUAAUGAUCUGUUUAGAUAAUGGUGAUAUAUUAGGAGAUAAACAUCAUGCAAUUGAUGUAGCUAAUUGUUUAAAAACUUUUCUUAGGGAUUUACCAGAACCAUUAAUCCCUUAUGUAUAUCAUGAUUUAUUUAUACAUUGUGCUAUGCUUAAAACAUUUCGUGUACAAGCAUUGUUAUUAGCUUGUAUUCUCUUGCCACCGCACCAUCUUAAUACAUUAGCAUAUUUUAUGGAAUUUCUGAAAAAAGUAUCUCUGUAUGAGAAACAAAAUAAAAUGAAUGUCGAUAAUUUAGCUAAAGUUAUUGGACCAAAUGUUAUGCCUUUACAAGAAGUUAGUAUGUCUGCUGUAAGAACACGUCUUGAAUUACAUUUAAUUAUUGUUAAGAUUUUAAUUGAAAAUGCAGAGAGUAUUGGUAUUUUACCAGAUCAUAUAACACAAGCUGUUUCUAUGGAAACAAUUGGUAGCACAGACAAUGAAUUAGAUGUAUCUGGUAGUCAUUUGCAUUCAAAGUUGAGGAAAAAAAAACAUCGCAGUGGAAGUCUUACACGUAAGCCACAUCUAAGUGCCUCCAAUCUCAAUCUAAGAGUAUUUAAUGGUUUAAAAAAGAUGGUUGGCAAGAAUAGUACACCUGAAGAUGAUAAUGUAUCUGAUAAUCAGAGAAUUCUUGAAAAUUAUGAUGCAUUGCAUGCAUCAAAUAAUAAAAGUACCAAAAAAAGAAAAGUUGAGUACUCAGAUUCUCAAACUUCAAAGAAAAAAAGGAAUUCAGAUAAAACUGAUAAAUCUAAGAAAAUGAGACUCAGCUUGGAUCGUUUUGUACCAAGGAAACCAAAAAUUAACGAUGAAGGUACCGAAACAUAUACGGAACGACGGUGGAGUUCCGUUAAUGAUAAAUCUGAUUCACAAAGAACACAUAGAACAUACAGCGAUGGUUCAUCACAGUUGAAAUUAAUUUUAAAAAAUAACGAAACGUCAAAUGAUCUUCAUAGAGAGUAUAACAACGUUUUCAUUGACGCAAACAUUAAUUUAUCGGAUGAUAAUGACGAGCAGGUCUUGUUAGCAAAAGAAAGUGAUAUUAGUAAAUCCCAUCCACAAAUUAACUUAAAUUCAGAAGAAUUAAAGGUUGCGAAUAGUUUUGAUCAAGUGUAUUUAUACCCGUUAAAGAACAGAGUAACCGUAAAUAAUCUGGAAACAUAUUCACGUAUUAAAGUCACAUCUGUGGACAACGAGUCUGAAGAAUAUGUUACGAUACCGAAAAGCGAAUAUGAGGAAAUUAAAAAUAGAGUUUCAGCGAUUGAAUCUCGCCUUUCUCAAGAGCUUGGAUGUGUGAAUGAUGAGGAAAAGGAUAGUUUAUCACCACACUCUGUAAAAAAAGUACAAACUGCCUAUGAAAAAACUUUAGAAGAAGCUAGUAUUGAAAGUACGGUAACAACCGACUAUUUAGCUAGAAAACUUGGUAAAGAACUUAAAAUUAGAAGAUCGGGCGAACAUAAAAUUAUUCGAUCUCCAAGUGCUCGAAAAAUAGGAAAUUUAAGAAGACGAUCACAGGAGAGAAUGAUGAGUAAACGUGUUAAGCGAACUUCUUCGUGGCAUAUUUCUCAUGGAUCAAAUUUACAGUCGCAUGUACAAUCUAAUCAAGAAUUAAAUAAUGCUUAUCUCCAUAAUGAGAAACAUUUUUCACCAAAUUAUAUAAAAGAUGAUACUAUAUCUACUUCUUUUUGGGAAGAAGACAAAAAUGUAAUAAUAAAUAAUGUACGUAAAAAACUUAACAAUUCAAGUGCACGUGCAUCAAACGACGAUUUAAAUUAUAUUGCAAUUGAAGCACUUCCAAUAAAGAAUAGAACACACACGACAGUACGCCGGGUGUCAUCUUUCCAUGGUAAUGAAUUUACAAAUACAAAUACAUAUUCCGUUGAAAAAGUUGAAAAAUUGAAGAAGACAAACAGUCAGCAAAAUAUUAUUUUAAAUAAUACAUCUGCCACUAAGUCGACUCCGAAAUUUGAUGGUUGGAGAAAAGCAACUAUGUCCUGGAAAGAUGCUGAGGGAUAUUUUACCUCGGCUACCCAAACGAAUACCCCGGUUACUCAAACUGGUCGUGCAUCGAUUGCGAAAUUAAGAACUCAAAAUGCAGGAAUGGUAUUAGCUAAAGCUAAAUUAUUCGAUGAAUGUACAACAAAAGUAUACGGACAAAAUGCUAUUUUAAAUAAAAAAAAUGAUUUACUAAGUACAACUAAUGAUCAGUGUCGAAAGUCGAGCAGAAAUGUAAAAAACAAAAACUCGAGGCAUUCACCUUCUCAAAUUAUAGUGGAAACAGAGAACGCGACUUCAAAUUUAAAUCAGGAAGGUGGUAAAACGUGUUAUUACAUUUCUCAAAAUAAGCAACUUAAUAUGAUUUCUAACGCAACAAAUCACCAGAAGGAGAAUAUUACUGUAAAAACACCGCCUUCGGUAAAAAAAGGGUCUCCGUUAUUGCAGGAGUCAAGGUUGAGUACGUACAAAGCCGAUAGCAAUGCACUAUGUAAAACUCCACAUAUUAAGAAACCAUUGACUGUAAAAACACCUAAAAGUGCUAAGUCACUAGUAAAGAAACCUACAGUAGAUUCUCGUAGAACGCCUUUAAAGGCUGUUAGUCAGUUAGGAACAUCAAAAUAUCAAAGUCCUAAAAGUAUUUUGAAAACAAGAACUGUUCAUAGAUAUGCUUAAAAUGAACCAUGAGCUAGUAUAAAUAUGAAAUUAUUACUUACAAUUUCAUAUUAAUAAUGCACAAUUUUCAUUAUGAAACAGUAUAUUUAUAUAUAAUAGGUAAUCAUAUAAAUAUAUUAGAAACUAUUUUGAGUAUAUUAAAUGAACAGAAACAGUUUGUCAAAAUUUUAAAUACCAGAAAAAUAGUUGAAAAUGUUUAUACGUUUGUAUACAUUUUUAUUCUUACCCUUCUUAGUAUUAGAAAGAUAUAUGUAUACUUACAGGUAUCUAAUUAAGUACAAAAUGUAUUAUAUCUUGAUUGCAAUACUAUAUUUGAAAUUUG